Molecule: messenger RNA, 1228 nt
Organism: Dermacentor albipictus
Lineage: Eukaryota; Metazoa; Arthropoda; Arachnida; Ixodida; Ixodidae
Product: keratin, type I cytoskeletal 9-like
Source: RefSeq, a predicted model, not a curated record
UACUGUUUCCGUAAGACGCGAUAGUCCCCGGAGUGCGAUAUAAGAACGGACGCGGCAGUCCACAAUUCGCACUUGUGCAGGUCUUCGAGCGAGAAGCACCCGGUACAACACAGCAGCCAUGAAAGCCUUCGUUGCCAUCGCUCUCCUGUCCGCUGCUUCGGUGGCCUAUGCCGGUUCGAAGACAGAUUCUCUUGGCACCCCAGGUUUUCCGGGCGGUGUGGGCGGCCCUGGCAGUGCCGUCGGGUCGCUUGGGCCCAGCAAUGGCGCCUCAGGGUUCCCGUCUCUUCCCUCACUAGGUUCACCUGGAGCAGGGUCUUCGGGAUCUGUGGCUAGCUUCCCUGGAUCUUUUGGACCUACCGCCGGAUCUGUAGGACGACCGUCUCUUCCCUCACUAGGUUCAUCUGGAGCAGGGUCUUCGGGAUCUGUGGCUAGCUUCCCUGGAUCUUUUGGACCUACCGCCGGAUCUGCAGGACGACCUAGCUCAUCAGGCCCCGCUGCCCGUUUCCCGAGUGGAGGCUCUUAUGGUCCGUCAGGCUUUGGACCUUACGGUUACGGACCCAGUUUUGUCCCUGGUUAUUACGGAAAUGGCGGCUUCGACGGUUUCUACGGCAGCGGCUUUGGCGAUGCAGGUUAUUACGGCGGCAGUUUCGGUCCAUUCGGCGUCUACGGCCCUAGCUUUGCCCCCGGCUAUGGUCCCAGCUUUGGCCCUUCUGGCUAUGGCCCUGUUAACGGUUUUGGCUCAUCUGGCUUUGGCCCUUCUGGCUUUGGCCACCCUUACGUUUUUGGCUCCGGCUCUAGCUUCGGCUCUGGUUUUGGCCCCGGUUCCAGCUCUGGUUCCGGCUCUGGUUCCACCUCUGGAUUCGGCGCUGGUUCCGGCUUUGGUCCCAGCUUUAGCUCUGGUCCUGGGGUUCAGGGAGGCAGCUUCGGCAAUGGCUUCGGCUCUUACGGCCCCUCGUUUGGUUCUGGCAGCUUUGGUGGCAGCCUUGGUAGCUCUGGAGCCUCCCAAGCAGCUGUACGAGGAAGUUCACGUUCUAGCGCAGGAAGCUCCAGCUCCUCUCGCCAAUAAAUAAUGGAAGCCGCAAACCUACACAUCCCUUAAAAAGCAGAGUCUUUGGUGGCGCUUUCCCAGUGAUCUAAAAGAGCAAGAAAGACUGCCAACACUAUCUGUGGACAUUUUCCCGCCAUGCAAUUCGCAUAAUUGAACAAUAAACGUAAUAUUCAAAUUUGC